This is a messenger RNA of Aspergillus bombycis, 660 nucleotides long. RefSeq names its product Mg-dependent acid phosphatase. The coding region runs from base 1 to 660 and encodes 219 amino acids. Gene Ontology annotation, molecular function: acid phosphatase activity. The record is from RefSeq and is a predicted model, not a curated record. The transcript has 2 exons. Lineage: Eukaryota; Fungi; Ascomycota; Eurotiomycetes; Eurotiales; Aspergillaceae.
AUGAUGCGCGCCAAAAGAACCAACACACAGCCCUUAGAAGAUGCCUCUACUGCCCCCGCAACCUUCAAUGAUGGCCUCCCCCUCCCAAAGCUGAUCGCCUUUGAUCUGGAUUACACUCUGUGGCCAUUCUGGGUGGAUACACAUGUCAGCGCACCGAUCAAACCACGAGAUAAUAAUUCCCGGUGUACCGACAGGUGGAAUGAGUCGUUCGCCUUCUACCCCGCUGUAUCAGCGAUCAUCUAUGCCUGCAAAACUCACUCGAUUCCGCUAGCUCUGGCUUCCCGGACCCAUACUCCCGACCUUGCUCGGGACAUGCUCAAGGCUCUUCACAUUAUUCCAACUUUCUCUGAUAACCCCGCAGCUAAGGCGAAAUCAGUCCGUGCCUUAGAUUAUUUUACAUACGUUCAGAUUUUUCCGGCGAACAAGACACAACAUUUCUCGAAGAUUCACCAGGCUAGCGGAAUCAACUACGAGGACAUGCUCUUCUUCGAUGAUGAGGCGCGCAAUCGAAACGUUGAGACAGAGCUUGGGGUCACAUUUUGCCUCGUUCGAGACGGUAUGACCAAAGAAGAGGUUGAUAGAGGUGUCUGGGCAUGGCGUAAAAGGAACGGAAUCAAGCCUACCGCACUAAACGAAGAUAAUGGCGAGCCGGCGAAUUGA